GUGAAAUUACAAAAAGGACUUUUCCAGGGCUGUUGUACUAAUGUUCCAGCCAUUUAUUUACUUGACGGUGACCACAUGCAGCAUAUCCUCGAGCCUGGUUCAGAAGGAUCAAGUUUUUUACAUGUAAUUUUUUUGUAUAAUACUAAUCUUUGAGCCUCGAAAAGAAGAUCAUAAAAAUUCCAUUUCCUUUGUGCACAGUUAGAAGUCUAAUUGUCCACCCGGCGAUGACUAACCUGGAGAAAAAAGGUCAAUGAUUCUUAAAAUUGUUCCCAUAUUAGGAGAAGCCAAACCUUGCACACAAGCAGGGACACUCUUAAAAGCCAGUAACUGUCAAUGUUGAUGCCAUUGCAAUAUGACAACUUGGAUGCUCUCGAACCUGAACGUUGAUGUUUUUGAAAGGAAUCAGUAGUCUCCGGUCCCACUCAAGCCCUACCAAGACUUCUGCCUACCACAAAAUUAUCAAACUACUUUUCAUGCUCACUAUUAUACUGCCACGUGUCGUCCCAUGAAUUCAGCCUGCAAUAUGAACCCCUCAAGUCCAGUGACCGGCCUCAAAAUGUUAUAGUGUGCUUCAAUAGGAAAACAGAGUAACCAAAAAGAAAUGUUAAAGGAAAAGAGUAGAGGAGUACAUGGUGGCAACACCAGCAGCCAUUGGGCCCGGAUUUGUGACACUUGCCAAUCAGCAGUCUGCACCAUGUAUUGCAGGGCUGACUCGGCGUACCUCUGCACUGGCUGCGACUCUCGCAUCCACAGAACCAGUCUUGAGGCCUCGCGCCAUCAGCGCAUGUGGGUGUGUGAGGCCUGUGAACGUGCUCCAGCAGCCUUCCUAAGUAAGGCUGAUGCUGCGUCCCUAUGUACAACCUGUGACUCGGACAUCCACUCAGCCAACCCUUUGGCACGGCGCCAUCAACGUGCCCCAAUUUUGCCGAUUCCCGGAAUGCUCUAUGGUACUCCGUCAGCCACUUACCCCAGUGGAUUAGUAAUGGGGCCUACUGGGGUUGCAGCCAAGAUUGAGUUCUUGAUUCAAGACGAAGAUCAAACUAUACAUGAAGAAGAAGAUGAAGACGAGGCAGCUUCAUGGCUUUUGUUCAACCAUGUUAAGAAUAUUUGCAACCAAAGUAACAACAUUGGACGGUUCUUUGGCGGAGAGGUUGACGAGUAUUUGGACCUUGACGAGUAUAAUUCAUAUCAGGACAACCAGUUCAGUAAUCAGGACAACAAUCAACUGCAACCUUACGAUGUUUCUCAAAAGAGCUAUGGCAGUGACAAUGUUGUGCCAAUCCAAAAGAGUAAGGAUCAGAUUUACAACCAUAGUUUUCAGUUGGGAAGGGAGUACGAGGCCUCGAAAAAUGUUUAUGAUAAUCCCGCUUCAAUUUCUCACACUGUAUCAUUUUCAUCUUUAGAUGUUGGAGUUGUUCCAGAAUCCACAACUAGUGAGGUUUCGGUCUCCCACCCAAGACCUCCAAAGGGGACCAUUGAUCUCUUCUCUAGCCCUCCUAUCCCAAUGCCAACACAACUUUCUCCAACGGACAGAGAAGCCAGAGUGUUAAGGUACAGAGAGAAGAAGAAGGCGAGGAAGUUUGAGAAGACCAUCAGGUAUGCAUCAAGGAAGGCCUAUGCAGAAACCAGACCUAGGAUCAAAGGUCGAUUUGCAAAAAGAACAGAUGUAAGAGCCAACCAGAUGUUCUCAUCAACGCUAAUAGAAGAAGGUGGCUAUGGAAUCGUCCCAUCAUUCUGAUCUGAUCCCAGCAAGAAAAGGUUUAAGAGAAUUAAAAAACGAAUCAUCUCAAAUUUGUACCAAUCAUUUCAAAAGCCAUUACCAAUGAUUCUCUUAGUAAUUCCUGUUUAUAAUUUAGGUAUCAUCUUGUUCAAAUCUCUGCCUUGUUGUAAAUCCAUGUACUUGUGCACUUACACCGGUACCAAUCCUUUGUUUACAUUGUUUAAUGAACACAUGCAUAUAUGUAAAUUAUCGAUCCUUUUAGCCUAA
Olea europaea var. sylvestris is the source of this 1987-nucleotide messenger RNA. Its product is annotated as zinc finger protein CONSTANS-LIKE 2. The coding region runs from base 602 to 1738 and encodes 378 amino acids. Gene Ontology annotation, cellular component: nucleus. The record is from RefSeq and is a predicted model, not a curated record. Gene Ontology annotation, molecular function: zinc ion binding; protein binding. The transcript is spliced from 2 exons. Gene Ontology annotation, biological process: regulation of flower development. Lineage: Eukaryota; Viridiplantae; Streptophyta; Magnoliopsida; Lamiales; Oleaceae.